Molecule: messenger RNA, 198 nt
Organism: Rhizophagus irregularis DAOM 181602=DAOM 197198
Lineage: Eukaryota; Fungi; Glomeromycota; Glomeromycetes; Glomerales; Glomeraceae
Source: RefSeq, a predicted model, not a curated record
AUGAAGUAUGGGAAACUUCGUACAAAAGAUGGCAAUAUUGUAUCUUCUAAAUGGUGGAAAAAAGAAAAUGAUAGUAGUCGAAAUGAUUAUUGUAUUAACUUAACUAUUGAUGAACAAGAAGAGGAGACUUUUGGACAAGUUGAAUAUUUCAUGCUCCAUAAUAUGCAAAAUCAAGAACGAAUGUUUGCAUAUAUUUGA